GUUUCAAUAAAUAACUUUAAGGGAGUAAUGCUAUGGUUAUAAAGGAAGAGUAAAUAUUCUUAUUAAAUAAUAUAAUUAGACCUUUCUUUUCUAGAGUAUAACCUUAUGAUUAAUGGGGUGCAGCUACAACAAAUCCAGUUUUAGAAAGAUAUAAGAAAUGGCUUGAAGAAUUCAAAUUACAAAAUUAAAUAAAAAAACAUGCUAAAGAAGAGUAAUAAGUAUGUGAAGAUGAAAAAUUUUAAAGAGUGAGAGAUUUAACCAAAAAAGAUAGAGAGAUGAUAAAAAAAUAAAGGAAGAAUACAAAUAAAUAAAUGAAAUUAUUAAGAAAGACUUAUAAGAUGGAUAAAAAAAUAAAAUGUGAGGUUGUUAUCUUAAUUUCAAGAGUAUAAUUGACUGCCAAAAAUCUAAAAAAAAAUUAGAAGAGAGAGAUACUAUAAAAUAAUAAGAAGUUAAAAAUGAUAAUAAAAUGGAUAAAAAAUACUAAGGAGAUCAAAAGAAAAAAUACAAAACAAAACCUAUUUGGGCGAUGACUAAAGAAGUUAUUAAUUAUAUUUAUAUUAUAAAAGGAAG
Molecule: messenger RNA, 570 nt
Organism: Paramecium sonneborni
Lineage: Eukaryota; Ciliophora; Oligohymenophorea; Peniculida; Parameciidae
Source: the annotation of a GenBank genome assembly